Adineta steineri is the source of this 570-nucleotide messenger RNA. NCBI's taxonomy places the organism in Eukaryota, Metazoa, Rotifera, Eurotatoria, Adinetida, Adinetidae. The record is from the annotation of a GenBank genome assembly.
AUGACUGAUGUAAAAAAUCCACUUGGUUUAAAUCAAGCUGAAAUUCUUGCUGGACUUGCUCUUGAACUUUCGCGACAAUCAAAAAAAAUUAUUAAUAAAAUUAGUAAAGUACCAUUUAAGAUUAAAAUUGGUUUUCAUUCUGGUCCAGCAGUUGGAGGAAUUGUUGGACAUAAAAAUUAUCAAUAUUGUCUUUUUGGCGAUACUAUUAAUACGGCAAGUCGAGUGACAACAACAAGUGAAGUAGGCCGUGUUCAUUUAAGUGUAGCAUCAUGGGAAUUAUUGAAAGAUUCAAUAUAUUUUGAAACAAGUCCUCGAGGAAAAAUUCAUAUGAAGGGUAAAGGAGAAAUGCAAACAUUUUGGUUAAGUGGAACAAAAGAUGCAUAUAUUGAAUAUGCAGCUAUGUUAGAAUCAAAAAGUGAAAUUCUUGAUAAUGAUAGAUUAUCUGAUUAUCAUCCAGCAAUGUAUGAAAUAAAUUCUCGAUCAAAACCUCUUCUCAAUGUUAUUAAUAAAUUACCUUCUUCAACUGGUCAAUGUCCAUUUAGUGGGAUGAAUGCAUCGACAUUUAUUUAA